AUGGUCUACCCAAAAGUAGAUUACAGGGAUCCAUCUCAAGAACAUCAUAAUCCUUCUUUGUCCACCAAAUUCUAUAUAAUGUGGAUGUUUUUCACAGAAUAUUAUCAGCCCCAAGUUCUGUAUUAUCAAAUGAGAAAUAAUAUUUUAUCUACUGUGAGAACCAAACCCUAAAACCCACUACUUAAGAAGCCUUAAGCCCAGUGUUGAUGCAUCUUGAAGCCCAUCACUAUGCCCCACUCUACUUAACUAGCCAUAUUACAAAAUAAGGCCCAUAUAUCUAGUAUUAUCAGUUUUCCAAUUUUAUCUGAAAUUUAAAAUAAGCCAUUCCCUCAGUUUUCAUGCUGUCAAGUGGUAUCAUAGGAAGAUUUAGAUUUACCAGAUGUCAUGAGGUAAAGGGAUUCACAGCAUUGAAAAUGAAAGUUCUGAGGUAUGUCCUAUUUAGAUAUCCAAGUUUGCUGCCUUAAAAAUUAAUAUGGAAAAUAAUUUUGAGGAUUCAUUGCAGGAAUGUCUGCAAUAGAAUGUCAAUGUUGCGGUCAAACUGGUCAAAAAAAUAAAUGAUAGAAGAAGCUCAAACAGUAAAUCUGAUUAUGAUGAUUCCAGAAAUUUUUGAGUAAAACCUCAUUUGCCUAGAAGAAUUAGGUGUAGAGAUUUUUAAAUAAAAAUAGAAUAAUGCUGCCAAAACCCUGAAGCCCGGUGUUGAUGGACCUUGGAGCCCGAUACAGUUGCAGCCUGAAGCCGACUUUACGUGAUGCACACUGAAGCGCAUUACUGUUACAGCUUCAAACCCACCUACCUAAUUUUAUUAUUUUUUGAGUUUUAUUUGAAAUUCAAAUUUUAAUUUUAAUUUGUUAUUAGAGACCUGUGUUCUUCACCGUGUGUUGUUUCUAGGCCUAUAUAAAGGCCCCCAUUGUAACCUGAGUUACUCACUAGUUUUUCUUGAACCAGUUUUCUCCACAGUGAGAACCUUCUCUUCUUACUUGUAGAUUCAGGCACUCCCUUGUCAAUUCAAGGCUUGAUUCAGAAUCAGGUUUCGUCCCCAGGAUUGCAGCUUUGUGGAUUAAAACACAUAUCUUCUCUACCUUCCAUGUUCCUAUUGCGUCAGUUGUUAUCACAUCAAGUGAACGUUUAACUCAAGGUUCAAAACUGUCACGAGGUACAUCUGUUCUUAUUGGUGAUAAUGAUUCACCUGAAGUUUCUCCUAUCUCAAAAUCAGAUUUUUAUUAUUUUCCAGGAUUUAGUAGAUGAAAAAUUUGAUGAUAUUAGUGAUACCUUGAAACAACUUCUUGUAGGAAUUAGUGUAUUAGAUACUCAUUCAUCUCUAGUUGUACAAAAAGUCAUCAAAAAGUCAUUCAUGUCAAAUCUUCAUCAAAAAAUCUCUGUUCGUCAGGUUCUACAAGUUCUAAAUUAAGAUUUCACGAAGAUAAUUUUUGAGAAUUUCAUAUGAAGAUUGUUAACCAUGUUUUAAUAGGAACUUGAAGAUUGAGGAGUUCUUAGAUUGAAAAGAUAUUAUGUUGAAGAGUUCUUAAAUUGAAGAGAUCUUACAUUGAAGAGUUCUUAGAUUGAAAAUUUCUCAUGAAAAAUAAAAGCUAUUGGCAACUGAAGGGUGGAGCCUCUCCAUGGCAGGAUCCAUAACAGACCACAUGUACGAGGGCAGCCAAAGAACUUGUACGAAUAUGAGAGAAAAUGAAAAAACUCUUGAAAGGUAAUAGAUAAGUUUCCAAAUAGAUUUUUGAACAAAUUUUAUAUCAACAGUAUUAAAAAAGCAGACAAGGGAAUAGAUCAGUUAUUCAUUAUGCUGAAAAUUUUAUUUUUAUCUCCUCAAAUUGACUUGACAGAAUCCGAGUAACAUAUGAUUUCAAGAUUUAAAGGUGAUCUCAGUUGGAAAAUUGAAGACUAAGUAGCUUUACAUUCAUUUUUCAAGCUUAAUGACAUUCUAAUGGCUGCAGAGUGUGCUCAAGCCAGAAAGAGGAAGAUCUACAGUUCUUUUACACCACAUAACGGAGGACUGAAUCAAUGUUCUGUCAGAUCAAGUAGAGCAAAACCUUCUGACCAAGUCUCUACUAACAAAAAUCAUUAUACUGCUAAUCUCAAUCCUAAAGUUGGACAGGAAUCAGAUAUCUGUGCUAAAUUUGACAAUGUAAACCUUGCAGAUUCUAUUGAAUUGGAAACAGAAUAUGAAGAAUCAGAAAUUAAAGGUGAGGUAGAAGAAAAUUUUAUUGAAUUUGAUACUAAAGAUGUACUGUCUCAUUCACUUGUAGUCAAAAGCUUGAUGUAUUCGCCAAGAAGAAAAGACGACCCAGAGCACCAUAAUAUUUUUAGAAUAAGGUGUACUGUGAAAAUAAUCAUUUAUAGUGCCAGUAAAUAUCUGAAUGUGACAGAGAACAUUCUCUCUUCAAACCAUUAUCCAUAUCAAAUUGGGGUGAUCAAGAAUGAAAUAGGAACUAAACUUUUCAGAAACUUGUGUAAUUAAAUUUUCAAUUGGCAAGAUAAAAAUGGUAAAAAAAAUAUUUUUGCUCUAAUGCAAGAAAGUGAUUUUGGCAGACGAGAGAAGGAGAACACAAAAGCUAAAGUAAUAUGAUGUAGCCCAACACAAAAGUUAAAGUGUCAACUUCGAAUUUACGCCCAGUUAUCCUGCUUUUGGGCCAUAACGUAAAAAGUGCAAAAAAAGGGGACCCACAUAUGUCACCAGUGGGCUGAAGGUUGGAGUUUGGGCCCACUUUAUGUCCUUUCACAUUUAGAAGGUACUUUAUGUCUAAUUCUGUCAAGAAGGGACCUUAAUGUGGUUCAGUCUGUAUCUAAGAUCUGUUCACGAUCUCUGACUGUCAGAUUCUUUACCUAAGAUCUGCACAGGGUCUGUAAGUGUCAGAGUCUGUCUUAGGAGAUGUUAGAAUAGUGUUAGAGGAUUUGUGCAUGUUCUCUGUCAGUUAGAUGUGAUUAUUGAUUCUGACAGUAGUGAAAAUCUUAGUCCUUUGAGCAAACCAAAAUUGGGGCUAAAAACUGAAAAACAUCCGCAUCAUUUAGAAUUGGGUGAAGAUAAAUUUCAAAGGGAAAAGUUUAUUUUGACGAAAUGAGCUAUCAUGUUGUUGUGACGACUGCCUGUCAUCUAAAUUUCAUUUAGAUGCAACUUUACUGGGCAAAAAUAGUCAUUAUAUUUUUUUUACAAAAAUAGUGAAAAGUUUUUUUACGCCCACUAAAAAAAUAAAUUAUUCAGCACAGUUAAUGAAAAAAGAGUAAGAAAUAACGAUUUACAAAAGAGGAACUUUGUAAUACAUGAAAAGAAAUUUUUUGAAUUAUUUAUGCUGGUUUAAAACGAGAAUGAUUCUUGGAGAGGGUUUGCAACAUUUACCAGAUUAUAGAAUGAUCCCUGAAGAUUUUGCAUGAGCAACUUAGAAAGUGGUUACAGAAACGAUUAAUUCGUGAGAGUUGUUCCAUUCAUUACCUGGACGAAUGAUGCAACGCAAACCCUGAAGCCCACUACUGAAGAACCUGGAGGCCAGUAUUGAUGCACCCUAGAGCCUAUUACUGUUGCAACUUGAAGCCCAUUGUAUUUUUCUUAUUUUUCAGAUUUCAAUUCAAUCCAAAUUUCAUCUGAUAUUCAAAUUUCUGAGAAAAACUUGUGUUAAAUUAAGAUUUAUUUCAAAUUGAAAUCCUUGCGCCUAAAUAAACACUCUUUAGCCUAUUUAAAGGAACCCCCUUGUAGCCCUGGAACAUAUUACCAUCUUUUGAAUACAAUUUCGUGAGUUUUUUUUCUUUUGAAGUUCCCUCCUUCUGCUGGUUGACUCCAGCAUCCCUGUGACUUAGGGGAUCUGCUCUUGAUUCUGUGGAUUCACAAUCACCCUCUUGUGGACUUAAGGGAACUGUCCUCCUCACUGUGUGGAUUCAGAGAGAAAGGACAACCAUUAGAGCACGUUUUUCGGGGAUCUUGACGUGUCUUCAACCUCCACAACAUCAAAGUUGAUCACAACGCCUUCAAACCAUUGCCUCUUAGUGUUCUGCUGCGUCAAGUGGUAUGAGAGCUAGGUUAGUGUUCCGGAUUUAGAUUCACAAGAUGUCAUGAGGUAAAGGGAUUCACAUCAACCACAAUGCAAGUUCUAAGGUAUGGCUUAUUUCGAAAUUAGAUUUUAUUAAUUUCAAGAUUCAUAUGCAACAAAAACUUGAAGAUUUGAAUGAUACUUUAAAGCAAAUCUUAGCAUGAAUCUCUGCAAUUGAAUGUGUAUCUUGUGGUCAAACUGGUAAAAAAAUAAAUAAAUUCUGUAACCUGUCACAGAAAAACUUAUCCAACGAUACAACAAGCCCAAAAAGUAGAUCUGAUUGCGAUGAUUGCAGAGGUUUUUUUAAAAAAAUGAUUUCCGAAACAGUGAAAGAUCAAGAUCAAGUACAAUUCACCGGUGAAAGAUCAGAGAAAUAUCAAGUUCAAAGAUUUCUUCCACCUGAUUAUGAGCAGGUUUUAUAUGACUAAUAUCAAAGUUGUAAACAGUGAAGUAGACUUGUCAGAGAAUAUGCUGGGGAAGUUUAUACACUUUCUUAAAAGUCGAUUUGAAUAAAUCUUAAUCUUAUAUGAUCUCUAUUUUUAAAAGUGCUGAAACUUUAUUGGAGAAUUGCUUGAACGAGUUGUGAUCAACUGUAAUGUGGUGGUGGUUGAAGACACGCCUUGAAUCCUUGAAAAACAUCCUCCAGUGGUUGUCGCUUCGCUCUGAAUCCACAGCUUGAAGAGCACAGGUCGCUUGAACAGAGUUCCCUGAGUCCACCAGCAGAAGGAGAGAACUUAGAGAGAAGAAACUCAAAACAUUGUGCUGGUUGAACAGAGUUUAAAAAGAAUUGUAUUAGAGCUAGGAUAAUUUCUUUCUCAUUUGUAAAAAAAAUAAAUAUAUAUUCCAUGUGUAGCGUCAACAUCCACAACAUGACAUUGCACUUUAUCAGAAUAAGUUUUACCAAUUGAAAAUUUAAUUACACACAUCUCUGACACUUUAGUUUCCGUUUUCUUCUUGAUUGUCUGGGGUUCAAAGGCUUGUCUUGAAUCCUCAAAAUCUGUGCUCCAAUGAUUGUCCUUUCGCUCUGAAUCUACAUGGUAAAGAGGACAGGUCUCUUGAGUCUAUAAGGGGUUGAUUCUGAAUCCACAGAACCAAGAACAGGUUCCCUGAGUCCACAGGGGUACUGGAAUCCACUAGCAAAAGGAGAGAACUUCAAGAGAAGUAAACUCACGAAAUUGUAUUGAAAAAAGAUACUAUGCCUAUGGGGCUUCAGCACGUACUAAACCCAUUAGCAUUAAGCUUGAAAAAUAAAAGUAAAGCUACUUUAUCUUUAAUUAUCUAUUUAUGACCACCAUUGAACCUUCAAAUCAUCUUCAGCAUAAUCAGAAAGUGAUUUAUUUGCCAGUCUGUAGUUUUCAUACUAUUGAUAUAAAAUUUGUUCAUAAUCUGGGGGAAGAAAAUGAGAUUUCAAGAGUUUCUUCAUUUUCUCCCAUUAUUGUACAGGUUCUUUAUCAAACCUUGCAAAUGAUCCUACCAUACAGAGGCUCCACCACAGUUUAUAAGUCAAUAACUUUACUUAUUUUUCAUCGAAAAAUUUCAUAUACUCAAACACUCAAUGUACUUCAACUAACCAAUCUAAGAACUCUUCAACCUUCAAAUGGCUAUUCAACAAUAAUAAGUCAAUCUUCAUAUAGAAAUCUCAAAAAUUAUCUUAAAAAACCUACUACAAAUGUACAAUGAGUAUCUGAUGAAGAUUUAACAUAAAUGACUUUUUCAAGAAGUCUGAUUUCAUUAUCUCUAGGAGAAUGUGAAUGACUCCCUGAUGUACUCAUUCUUGCCAAAAAGUUGUUUUAAACUUUCACUAACAUCAUCAAAUUUUUGAUCUAUUCAAUCUUAAAAUACAAUAACAUUUCAUGUUCAAAUAGGAAAAACCUCAUGUAAAUCAUCACCACCAGUAUGAGUAGAUUUACCUCGUGACAUUUGUGAACUUGAAUUGAAACGUUGACUUGCUAUGAUACCAACUGACGCAGUAAUAAUGCAGAAAAUAAAUAAAAUUUGGGCUAGAAUCUACAAAACUUAAAUCUUAGGGAAGAAAUCAGCCUCUGAAUCCACAGAUUUGGAGUCUUCAACCCUUGAAUCUACAAGGGGUUGCAUGUAUCCAAAAGCAAGAGGAGAAAGAUACAAUACGUAACAGUGAUUCAACUAAAAAGCUAAGAAGUCGGGUUAUAAUGGGGCCCACUUAGGAAAGAGGUUGAGUGCUUCUAAAAGAUGAUCUUGAUAGAUCCUAGGGACAAAGUCUGACUAAAUCUUAAAUGACUUAAAACAUUCUCUGACAGAUUGAGAUUUUGGAGACAUCCUGAAAUUACUUGAAACAGACUCUGACAGGUAGACAUACUGAACAAAUCUUAGGUAGAAACUUUGACGGUCUUAGAUCCCAAGUACAUGUACAGUUUGAACAAAUCUUAGGUAGCCACUCUAAUAGUCAUAGAUCUUGAACAGAUUGUAGGUACAGUUUGAACCACAAUAAGUCUCUUCUAGAAGGAAAGAGAUAGAAAAUACCGUUUAGAAGUGAAAAGACAUAAUGUAAAAAAUAAAUAUUACUUUUCGGACCUCUCGCCCGCUGAUGACAUAUUUGGGCUCCUUUUUUAGCACUUUUCAUUUAUGGCCUAAAUUUAAGAUAAGUGGGCCCAAAUUCAAAGUUGAGAAUUCAACUUGUGUCUUGGACUACAUAAAAAAAAUCUAAAUUUAGCACUUGUGUCUGUCGACAGUAUAAAUCCUAAAUUCCACGCCUAGAUGACAUGUUGAUAUGCUUUGUGGUUCUAAUUUUUUUUUCAAAAGUUGAUUUAACCAGCAGAUAUCAUCAAAUCCAAAUUCAGUCAGGAGAUAACUGGAAGUCUGCCUUUAAAACUAUAGCAGGUCUUUGUGAAUAGUUGGUCAUGCUUUUUCAAUUAUCAAAUGCCCCCAGUACCUUUAUAAGAAUUAUGAAUUAGGUUCUGAAACCUUUUAUUGCUAAAUAUGUUGUCGUUUAUUUCGAUGAAAUUCUUGUUUACAAUCCUACGGAAGAUGACCAUAUGAAAUAACUCAGAUCAAUGUUCAAAGUGUUACAACAAAAUACAUUAUUGAUUAACUUGAAGAAAUGCAACUUCAUGACUACUAGUUUGCUAUUCAGCGAGACUUUAUUUUAUAUACUGAUCAUUAAGCUCUUAAAUCAGGAAAUAGUCAGACUUUUAUUAAUAGAACGCAUGCCAGAUGGAUCUCUUUGAUUCAACAUUGCAUAUGCUCUUAGUAGAAAAACAACAUGUUUAUUGAAUCUGCAUGCUAAAAUCACAAGAUUUGAUUAUUUCGAGGAAUUAUACCCAGACGACGAUAAUUUUCUUCAACAAUAUAUGAUCUAUACAUCAGGAAAAUCAACUAAAGGUUUUCACCUACAAGAUGCCUUUUUAUACUGUGUAUUCCUCGCAGCUCUUUAAAGGAGAAAAUACUAUGAGAAUUAAACUCUUCUGGUUUAGCAGGACACCUUGGGCGAGAUAAGACCUUAGAGUCAAUUGAGGAGCCAUAUUUCUGGCCUAAGCCAAAGAAAGAUGUAGAAAAUUUGUUCAUAAAUUUUCUACAUUUUCUACAUCAAUUACAGACCACACAUAUGAGGUCAGGCAAAGAACCUGUAUGCUAAAUGGGAGAAAAUUAAAAAACUCUUGAAAUCUCAGUUUCUUCCUCCAGAUUAUGAACAAAUUUUAUAUCAACAAUAUCAAAACUGUAGAUAAGGGAAUAGAUCAGUUGCAGAUUAUGCUGAAAAAUUGAAUCGUUUAUCUUCUCGAAUAGACUUGACAGAAUCUGAGUCAGAUUAUGAUUUCAAGAUUUACAGUCAUUUUUCAAGCUUAGUGACAUUGUAAUAUGCCUACAGAGCGUGCGGAAGCCUUAUUAGAGAAAGGAAAAACCAGAAUUCUAAAUUUAAGAAGUCAGAAUUCAACUCUUCAGUUAGAAAGAGGAAGAUGUACUGUUUUUUCUUCUACACCACAUAAUGGAGGACUGAAUCAAAGUUCUGUCAGAACAAGUGGAGCAAACCCCUCUGCCGAUGCCUCUACUAACAAGAAUCCUUUACUCCUAAUGUCAUUCCUAAAUGCUACAGGUGUGGAGAAAGUGGACACAAAUCAAAUAUCUGUCCUAAACGUGGCACAGUAAACCUUGCAAAUUCAAUUGAAGGGGAAACAGAACAAGCAUAACCAGAAAUUUCAGGCUAGGUAGAAGAAAAUUUUAAUUAAUUUGAUACCUGAAAUGCACUGUCACAUUCACUUGUAGUCAGGAGAUUGGUGGAUGUCACCAUAAUAUUUUCAGAACAUGGUGUGCUAUGAAUUCUAAGGUAUGUGAUAUAAUCAUUGAAAGUGACAGUAGUGAGAGCAUUGUCUCUUCUGUGAUAUAAUCAUUAAAAAAUUAAGUUUGCAAAUAAGCCCAACAACGUCAUCCAUAUCGAAUUGGUUGCAUCAAGAAGGAAACAGAAACUAAAUUUUUCACAAACCUGUGUAAUCAAAUUUUCAAUUGGCAAAACAUAUUCUGAUAAAGUACAAUUUGAUGUUGUUGACAUUGAUCCUUGCCACAUGAAAUUAAACAGGCCAUGGCAGUUUGACGCUACACACCGUGGCAAGGAAUCACUCACUUUGCAAUCAAGCGACGCCCACACCAGUAGAGUUGAUCACAACUCGUUCAAGCCAUUCCCUCCUUAGUUUCUGCUGAGACAAGUUCUUCCUUUGGUCAAGCAUUUGAUUUGUGACCUUAUUCAUUAGAUCCGUAACAUUUUAGAAUAGAUCCACUUGAUUUGAUACAUAGAGAUUCCUUUGAGAGGAACUUCAGCCACCAGGAAUAGAUCCACUUGGUCUUGGCACAGAAGAUCAUGAAGCAUGAAGGUAAAAAAGGAUGAACCUUUCCAGCAUCAUAAUACUUUCAGAGCAAAAUGCACUGUUGAUGGAAAGAUUUAAGAUGUGAUUAUUGAUUCUGACAGUAGUGAAAAUCUUAGUCCUUUGAGCAAACCAAAAUUGGGGCUAAAAACUGAAAAACAUCCGCAUCAUUUAGAAUUGGGUGAAGAUAAAUUUCAAAGGGAAAAGUUUAUUUUGACGAAAUGAGCUAUCAUGUUGUUGUGACGACUGCCUGUCAUCUAAAUUUCAUUUAGAUGCAACUUUACUGGGCAAAAAUAGUCAUUAUAUUUUUUUUACAAAAAUAGUGAAAAGUUUUUUUACGCCCACUAAAAAAAUAAAUUAUUCAGCACAGUUAAUGAAAAAAGAGUAAGAAAUAACGAUUUACAAAAGAGGAACUUUGUAAUACAUGAAAAGAAAUUUUUUGAAUUAUUUAUGCUGGUUUAAAACGAGAAUGAUUCUUGGAGAGGGUUUGCAACAUUUACCAGAUUAUAGAAUGAUCCCUGAAGAUUUUGCAUGAGCAACUUAGAAAGUGGUUACAGAAACGAUUAAUUCGUGAGAGUUGUUCCAUUCAUUACCUGGACGAAUGAUGCAACGCAAACCCUGAAGCCCACUACUGAAGAACCUGGAGGCCAGUAUUGAUGCACCCUAGAGCCUAUUACUGUUGCAACUUGAAGCCCAUUGUAUUUUUCUUAUUUUUCAGAUUUCAAUUCAAUCCAAAUUUCAUCUGAUAUUCAAAUUUCUGAGAAAAACUUGUGUUAAAUUAAGAUUUAUUUCAAAUUGAAAUCCUUGCGCCUAAAUAAACACUCUUUAGCCUAUUUAAAGGAACCCCCUUGUAGCCCUGGAACAUAUUACCAUCUUUUGAAUACAAUUUCGUGAGUUUUUUUUCUUUUGAAGUUCCCUCCUUCUGCUGGUUGACUCCAGCAUCCCUGUGACUUAGGGGAUCUGCUCUUGAUUCUGUGGAUUCACAAUCACCCUCUUGUGGACUUAAGGGAACUGUCCUCCUCACUGUGUGGAUUCAGAGAGAAAGGACAACCAUUAGAGCACGUUUUUCGGGGAUCUUGACGUGUCUUCAACCUCCACAACAUCAAAGUUGAUCACAACGCCUUCAAACCAUUGCCUCUUAGUGUUCUGCUGCGUCAAGUGGUAUGAGAGCUAGGUUAGUGUUCCGGAUUUAGAUUCACAAGAUGUCAUGAGGUAAAGGGAUUCACAUCAACCACAAUGCAAGUUCUAAGGUAUGGCUUAUUUCGAAAUUAGAUUUUAUUAAUUUCAAGAUUCAUAUGCAACAAAAACUUGAAGAUUUGAAUGAUACUUUAAAGCAAAUCUUAGCAUGAAUCUCUGCAAUUGAAUGUGUAUCUUGUGGUCAAACUGGUAAAAAAAUAAAUAAAUUCUGUAACCUGUCACAGAAAAACUUAUCCAACGAUACAACAAGCCCAAAAAGUAGAUCUGAUUGCGAUGAUUGCAGAGGUUUUUUUAAAAAAAUGAUUUCCGAAACAGUGAAAGAUCAAGAUCAAGUACAAUUCACCGGUGAAAGAUCAGAGAAAUAUCAAGUUCAAAGAUUUCUUCCACCUGAUUAUGAGCAGGUUUUAUAUGACUAAUAUCAAAGUUGUAAACAGUGAAGUAGACUUGUCAGAGAAUAUGCUGGGGAAGUUUAUACACUUUCUUAAAAGUCGAUUUGAAUAAAUCUUAAUCUUAUAUGAUCUCUAUUUUUAAAAGUGCUGAAACUUUAUUGGAGAAUUGCUUGAACGAGUUGUGAUCAACUGUAAUGUGGUGGUGGUUGAAGACACGCCUUGAAUCCUUGAAAAACAUCCUCCAGUGGUUGUCGCUUCGCUCUGAAUCCACAGCUUGAAGAGCACAGGUCGCUUGAACAGAGUUCCCUGAGUCCACCAGCAGAAGGAGAGAACUUAGAGAGAAGAAACUCAAAACAUUGUGCUGGUUGAACAGAGUUUAAAAAGAAUUGUAUUAGAGCUAGGAUAAUUUCUUUCUCAUUUGUAAAAAAAAUAAAUAUAUAUUCCAUGUGUAGCGUCAACAUCCACAACAUGACAUUGCACUUUAUCAGAAUAAGUUUUACCAAUUGAAAAUUUAAUUACACACAUCUCUGACACUUUAGUUUCCGUUUUCUUCUUGAUUGUCUGGGGUUCAAAGGCUUGUCUUGAAUCCUCAAAAUCUGUGCUCCAAUGAUUGUCCUUUCGCUCUGAAUCUACAUGGUAAAGAGGACAGGUCUCUUGAGUCUAUAAGGGGUUGAUUCUGAAUCCACAGAACCAAGAACAGGUUCCCUGAGUCCACAGGGGUACUGGAAUCCACUAGCAAAAGGAGAGAACUUCAAGAGAAGUAAACUCACGAAAUUGUAUUGAAAAAAGAUACUAUGCCUAUGGGGCUUCAGCACGUACUAAACCCAUUAGCAUUAAGCUUGAAAAAUAAAAGUAAAGCUACUUUAUCUUUAAUUAUCUAUUUAUGACCACCAUUGAACCUUCAAAUCAUCUUCAGCAUAAUCAGAAAGUGAUUUAUUUGCCAGUCUGUAGUUUUCAUACUAUUGAUAUAAAAUUUGUUCAUAAUCUGGGGGAAGAAAAUGAGAUUUCAAGAGUUUCUUCAUUUUCUCCCAUUAUUGUACAGGUUCUUUAUCAAACCUUGCAAAUGAUCCUACCAUACAGAGGCUCCACCACAGUUUAUAAGUCAAUAACUUUACUUAUUUUUCAUCGAAAAAUUUCAUAUACUCAAACACUCAAUGUACUUCAACUAACCAAUCUAAGAACUCUUCAACCUUCAAAUGGCUAUUCAACAAUAAUAAGUCAAUCUUCAUAUAGAAAUCUCAAAAAUUAUCUUAAAAAACCUACUACAAAUGUACAAUGAGUAUCUGAUGAAGAUUUAACAUAAAUGACUUUUUCAAGAAGUCUGAUUUCAUUAUCUCUAGGAGAAUGUGAAUGACUCCCUGAUGUACUCAUUCUUGCCAAAAAGUUGUUUUAAACUUUCACUAACAUCAUCAAAUUUUUGAUCUAUUCAAUCUUAAAAUACAAUAACAUUUCAUGUUCAAAUAGGAAAAACCUCAUGUAAAUCAUCACCACCAGUAUGAGUAGAUUUACCUCGUGACAUUUGUGAACUUGAAUUGAAACGUUGACUUGCUAUGAUACCAACUGACGCAGUAAUAAUGCAGAAAAUAAAUAAAAUUUGGGCUAGAAUCUACAAAACUUAAAUCUUAGGGAAGAAAUCAGCCUCUGAAUCCACAGAUUUGGAGUCUUCAACCCUUGAAUCUACAAGGGGUUGCAUGUAUCCAAAAGCAAGAGGAGAAAGAUACAAUACGUAACAGUGAUUCAACUAAAAAGCUAAGAAGUCGGGUUAUAAUGGGGCCCACUUAGGAAAGAGGUUGAGUGCUUCUAAAAGAUGAUCUUGAUAGAUCCUAGGGACAAAGUCUGACUAAAUCUUAAAUGACUUAAAACAUUCUCUGACAGAUUGAGAUUUUGGAGACAUCCUGAAAUUACUUGAAACAGACUCUGACAGGUAGACAUACUGAACAAAUCUUAGGUAGAAACUUUGACGGUCUUAGAUCCCAAGUACAUGUACAGUUUGAACAAAUCUUAGGUAGCCACUCUAAUAGUCAUAGAUCUUGAACAGAUUGUAGGUACAGUUUGAACCACAAUAAGUCUCUUCUAGAAGGAAAGAGAUAGAAAAUACCGUUUAGAAGUGAAAAGACAUAAUGUAAAAAAUAAAUAUUACUUUUCGGACCUCUCGCCCGCUGAUGACAUAUUUGGGCUCCUUUUUUAGCACUUUUCAUUUAUGGCCUAAAUUUAAGAUAAGUGGGCCCAAAUUCAAAGUUGAGAAUUCAACUUGUGUCUUGGACUACAUAAAAAAAAUCUAAAUUUAGCACUUGUGUCUGUCGACAGUAUAAAUCCUAAAUUCCACGCCUAGAUGACAUGUUGAUAUGCUUUGUGGUUCUAAUUUUUUUUUCAAAAGUUGAUUUAACCAGCAGAUAUCAUCAAAUCCAAAUUCAGUCAGGAGAUAACUGGAAGUCUGCCUUUAAAACUAUAGCAGGUCUUUGUGAAUAGUUGGUCAUGCUUUUUCAAUUAUCAAAUGCCCCCAGUACCUUUAUAAGAAUUAUGAAUUAGGUUCUGAAACCUUUUAUUGCUAAAUAUGUUGUCGUUUAUUUCGAUGAAAUUCUUGUUUACAAUCCUACGGAAGAUGACCAUAUGAAAUAACUCAGAUCAAUGUUCAAAGUGUUACAACAAAAUACAUUAUUGAUUAACUUGAAGAAAUGCAACUUCAUGACUACUAGUUUGCUAUUCAGCGAGACUUUAUUUUAUAUACUGAUCAUUAAGCUCUUAAAUCAGGAAAUAGUCAGACUUUUAUUAAUAGAACGCAUGCCAGAUGGAUCUCUUUGAUUCAACAUUGCAUAUGCUCUUAGUAGAAAAACAACAUGUUUAUUGAAUCUGCAUGCUAAAAUCACAAGAUUUGAUUAUUUCGAGGAAUUAUACCCAGACGACGAUAAUUUUCUUCAACAAUAUAUGAUCUAUACAUCAGGAAAAUCAACUAAAGGUUUUCACCUACAAGAUGCCUUUUUAUACUGUGUAUUCCUCGCAGCUCUUUAAAGGAGAAAAUACUAUGAGAAUUAAACUCUUCUGGUUUAGCAGGACACCUUGGGCGAGAUAAGACCUUAGAGUCAAUUGAGGAGCCAUAUUUCUGGCCUAAGCCAAAGAAAGAUGUAGAAAAUUUGUUCAUAAAUUUUCUACAUUUUCUACAUCAAUUACAGACCACACAUAUGAGGUCAGGCAAAGAACCUGUAUGCUAAAUGGGAGAAAAUUAAAAAACUCUUGAAAUCUCAGUUUCUUCCUCCAGAUUAUGAACAAAUUUUAUAUCAACAAUAUCAAAACUGUAGAUAAGGGAAUAGAUCAGUUGCAGAUUAUGCUGAAAAAUUGAAUCGUUUAUCUUCUCGAAUAGACUUGACAGAAUCUGAGUCAGAUUAUGAUUUCAAGAUUUACAGUCAUUUUUCAAGCUUAGUGACAUUGUAAUAUGCCUACAGAGCGUGCGGAAGCCUUAUUAGAGAAAGGAAAAACCAGAAUUCUAAAUUUAAGAAGUCAGAAUUCAACUCUUCAGUUAGAAAGAGGAAGAUGUACUGUUUUUUCUUCUACACCACAUAAUGGAGGACUGAAUCAAAGUUCUGUCAGAACAAGUGGAGCAAACCCCUCUGCCGAUGCCUCUACUAACAAGAAUCCUUUACUCCUAAUGUCAUUCCUAAAUGCUACAGGUGUGGAGAAAGUGGACACAAAUCAAAUAUCUGUCCUAAACGUGGCACAGUAAACCUUGCAAAUUCAAUUGAAGGGGAAACAGAACAAGCAUAACCAGAAAUUUCAGGCUAGGUAGAAGAAAAUUUUAAUUAAUUUGAUACCUGAAAUGCACUGUCACAUUCACUUGUAGUCAGGAGAUUGGUGGAUGUCACCAUAAUAUUUUCAGAACAUGGUGUGCUAUGAAUUCUAAGGUAUGUGAUAUAAUCAUUGAAAGUGACAGUAGUGAGAGCAUUGUCUCUUCUGUGAUAUAAUCAUUAAAAAAUUAAGUUUGCAAAUAAGCCCAACAACGUCAUCCAUAUCGAAUUGGUUGCAUCAAGAAGGAAACAGAAACUAAAUUUUUCACAAACCUGUGUAAUCAAAUUUUCAAUUGGCAAAACAUAUUCUGAUAAAGUACAAUUUGAUGUUGUUGACAUUGAUCCUUGCCACAUGAAAUUAAACAGGCCAUGGCAGUUUGACGCUACACACCGUGGCAAGGAAUCACUCACUUUGCAAUCAAGCGACGCCCACACCAGUAGAGUUGAUCACAACUCGUUCAAGCCAUUCCCUCCUUAGUUUCUGCUGAGACAAGUUCUUCCUUUGGUCAAGCAUUUGAUUUGUGACCUUAUUCAUUAGAUCCGUAACAUUUUAGAAUAGAUCCACUUGAUUUGAUACAUAGAGAUUCCUUUGAGAGGAACUUCAGCCACCAGGAAUAGAUCCACUUGGUCUUGGCACAGAAGAUCAUGAAGCAUGAAGGUAAAAAAGGAUGAACCUUUCCAGCAUCAUAAUACUUUCAGAGCAAAAUGCACUGUUGAUGGAAAGAUUUAAGAUGUGAUUAUUGAUUCUGACAGUAGUGAAAAUCUUAGUCCUUUGAGCAAACCAAAAUUGGGGCUAAAAACUGAAAAACAUCCGCAUCAUUUAGAAUUGGGUGAAGAUAAAUUUCAAAGGGAAAAGUUUAUUUUGACGAAAUGAGCUAUCAUGUUGUUGUGACGACUGCCUGUCAUCUAAAUUUCAUUUAGAUGCAACUUUACUGGGCAAAAAUAGUCAUUAUAUUUUUUUUACAAAAAUAGUGAAAAGUUUUUUUACGCCCACUAAAAAAAUAAAUUAUUCAGCACAGUUAAUGAAAAAAGAGUAAGAAAUAACGAUUUACAAAAGAGGAACUUUGUAAUACAUGAAAAGAAAUUUUUUGAAUUAUUUAUGCUGGUUUAAAACGAGAAUGAUUCUUGGAGAGGGUUUGCAACAUUUACCAGAUUAUAGAAUGAUCCCUGAAGAUUUUGCAUGAGCAACUUAGAAAGUGGUUACAGAAACGAUUAAUUCGUGAGAGUUGUUCCAUUCAUUACCUGGACGAAUGAUGCAACGCAAACCCUGAAGCCCACUACUGAAGAACCUGGAGGCCAGUAUUGAUGCACCCUAGAGCCUAUUACUGUUGCAACUUGAAGCCCAUUGUAUUUUUCUUAUUUUUCAGAUUUCAAUUCAAUCCAAAUUUCAUCUGAUAUUCAAAUUUCUGAGAAAAACUUGUGUUAAAUUAAGAUUUAUUUCAAAUUGAAAUCCUUGCGCCUAAAUAAACACUCUUUAGCCUAUUUAAAGGAACCCCCUUGUAGCCCUGGAACAUAUUACCAUCUUUUGAAUACAAUUUCGUGAGUUUUUUUUCUUUUGAAGUUCCCUCCUUCUGCUGGUUGACUCCAGCAUCCCUGUGACUUAGGGGGUCUGCUCUUGAUUCUGUGGAUUCACAAUCACCCUCUUGUGGACUUAAGGGAACUGUCCUCCUCACUGUGUGGAUUCAGAGAGAAAGGACAACCAUUAGAGCACGUUUUUCGGGGAUCUUGACGUGUCUUCAACCUCCACAACAUCAAAGUUGAUCACAACGCCUUCAAACCAUUGCCUCUUAGUGUUCUGCUGCGUCAAGUGGUAUGAGAGCUAGGUUAGUGUUCCGGAUUUAGAUUCACAAGAUGUCAUGAGGUAAAGGGAUUCACAUCAACCACAAUGCAAGUUCUAAGGUAUGGCUUAUUUCGAAAUUAGAUUUUAUUAAUUUCAAGAUUCAUAUGCAACAAAAACUUGAAGAUUUGAAUGAUACUUUAAAGCAAAUCUUAGCAUGAAUCUCUGCAAUUGAAUGUGUAUCUUGUGGUCAAACUGGUAAAAAAAUAAAUAAAUUCUGUAACCUGUCACAGAAAAACUUAUCCAACGAUACAACAAGCCCAAAAAGUAGAUCUGAUUGCGAUGAUUGCAGAGGUUUUUUUAAAAAAAUGAUUUCCGAAACAGUGAAAGAUCAAGAUCAAGUACAAUUCACCGGUGAAAGAUCAGAGAAAUAUCAAGUUCAAAGAUUUCUUCCACCUGAUUAUGAGCAGGUUUUAUAUGACUAAUAUCAAAGUUGUAAACAGUGAAGUAGACUUGUCAGAGAAUAUGCUGGGGAAGUUUAUACACUUUCUUAAAAGUCGAUUUGAAUAAAUCUUAAUCUUAUAUGAUCUCUAUUUUUAAAAGUGCUGAAACUUUAUUGGAGAAUUGCUUGAACGAGUUGUGAUCAACUGUAAUGUGGUGGUGGUUGAAGACACGCCUUGAAUCCUUGAAAAACAUCCUCCAGUGGUUGUCGCUUCGCUCUGAAUCCACAGCUUGAAGAGCACAGGUCGCUUGAACAGAGUUCCCUGAGUCCACCAGCAGAAGGAGAGAACUUAGAGAGAAGAAACUCAAAACAUUGUGCUGGUUGAACAGAGUUUAAAAAGAAUUGUAUUAGAGCUAGGAUAAUUUCUUUCUCAUUUGUAAAAAAAAUAAAUAUAUAUUCCAUGUGUAGCGUCAACAUCCACAACAUGACAUUGCACUUUAUCAGAAUAAGUUUUACCAAUUGAAAAUUUAAUUACACACAUCUCUGACACUUUAGUUUCCGUUUUCUUCUUGAUUGUCUGGGGUUCAAAGGCUUGUCUUGAAUCCUCAAAAUCUGUGCUCCAAUGAUUGUCCUUUCGCUCUGAAUCUACAUGGUAAAGAGGACAGGUCCCUUGAGUCUAUAAGGGGUUGAUUCUGAAUCCACAGAACCAAGAACAGGUUCCCUGAGUCCACAGGGGUACUGGAAUCCACUAGCAAAAGGAGAGAACUUCAAGAGAAGUAAACUCACGAAAUUGUAUUGAAAAAAGAUACUAUGCCUAUGGGGCUUCAGCACGUACUAAACCCAUUAGCAUUAAGCUUGAAAAAUAAAAGUAAAGCUACUUUAUCUUUAAUUAUCUAUUUAUGACCACCAUUGAACCUUCAAAUCAUCUUCAGCAUAAUCAGAAAGUGAUUUAUUUGCCAGUCUGUAGUUUUCAUACUAUUGAUAUAAAAUUUGUUCAUAAUCUGGGGGAAGAAAAUGAGAUUUCAAGAGUUUCUUCAUUUUCUCCCAUUAUUGUACAGGUUCUUUAUCAAACCUUGCAAAUGAUCCUACCAUACAGAGGCUCCACCACAGUUUAUAAGUCAAUAACUUUACUUAUUUUUCAUCGAAAAAUUUCAUAUACUCAAACACUCAAUGUACUUCAACUAACCAAUCUAAGAACUCUUCAACCUUCAAAUGGCUAUUCAACAAUAAUAAGUCAAUCUUCAUAUAGAAAUCUCAAAAAUUAUCUUAAAAAACCUACUACAAAUGUACAAUGAGUAUCUGAUGAAGAUUUAACAUAAAUGACUUUUUCAAGAAGUCUGAUUUCAUUAUCUCUAGGAGAAUGUGAAUGACUCCCUGAUGUACUCAUUCUUGCCAAAAAGUUGUUUUAAACUUUCACUAACAUCAUCAAAUUUUUGAUCUAUUCAAUCUUAAAAUACAAUAACAUUUCAUGUUCAAAUAGGAAAAACCUCAUGUAAAUCAUCACCACCAGUAUGAGUAGAUUUACCUCGUGACAUUUGUGAACUUGAAUUGAAACGUUGACUUGCUAUGAUACCAACUGACGCAGUAAUAAUGCAGAAAAUAAAUAAAAUUUGGGCUAGAAUCUACAAAACUUAAAUCUUAGGGAAGAAAUCAGCCUCUGAAUCCACAGAUUUGGAGUCUUCAACCCUUGAAUCUACAAGGGGUUGCAUGUAUCCAAAAGCAAGAGGAGAAAGAUACAAUACGUAACAGUGAUUCAACUAAAAAGCUAAGAAGUCGGGUUAUAAUGGGGCCCACUUAGGAAAGAGGUUGAGUGCUUCUAAAAGAUGAUCUUGAUAGAUCCUAGGGACAAAGUCUGACUAAAUCUUAAAUGACUUAAAACAUUCUCUGACAGAUUGAGAUUUUGGAGACAUCCUGAAAUUACUUGAAACAGACUCUGACAGGUAGACAUACUGAACAAAUCUUAGGUAGAAACUUUGACGGUCUUAGAUCCCAAGUACAUGUACAGUUUGAACAAAUCUUAGGUAGCCACUCUAAUAGUCAUAGAUCUUGAACAGAUUGUAGGUACAGUUUGAACCACAAUAAGUCUCUUCUAGAAGGAAAGAGAUAGAAAAUACCGUUUAGAAGUGAAAAGACAUAAUGUAAAAAAUAAAUAUUACUUUUCGGACCUCUCGCCCGCUGAUGACAUAUUUGGGCUCCUUUUUUAGCACUUUUCAUUUAUGGCCUAAAUUUAAGAUAAGUGGGCCCAAAUUCAAAGUUGAGAAUUCAACUUGUGUCUUGGACUACAUAAAAAAAAUCUAAAUUUAGCACUUGUGUCUGUCGACAGUAUAAAUCCUAAAUUCCACGCCUAGAUGACAUGUUGAUAUGCUUUGUGGUUCUAAUUUUUUUUUCAAAAGUUGAUUUAACCAGCAGAUAUCAUCAAAUCCAAAUUCAGUCAGGAGAUAACUGGAAGUCUGCCUUUAAAACUAUAGCAGGUCUUUGUGAAUAGUUGGUCAUGCUUUUUCAAUUAUCAAAUGCCCCCAGUACCUUUAUAAGAAUUAUGAAUUAGGUUCUGAAACCUUUUAUUGCUAAAUAUGUUGUCGUUUAUUUCGAUGAAAUUCUUGUUUACAAUCCUACGGAAGAUGACCAUAUGAAAUAACUCAGAUCAAUGUUCAAAGUGUUACAACAAAAUACAUUAUUGAUUAACUUGAAGAAAUGCAACUUCAUGACUACUAGUUUGCUAUUCAGCGAGACUUUAUUUUAUAUACUGAUCAUUAAGCUCUUAAAUCAGGAAAUAGUCAGACUUUUAUUAAUAGAACGCAUGCCAGAUGGAUCUCUUUGAUUCAACAUUGCAUAUGCUCUUAGUAGAAAAACAACAUGUUUAUUGAAUCUGCAUGCUAAAAUCACAAGAUUUGAUUAUUUCGAGGAAUUAUACCCAGACGACGAUAAUUUUCUUCAACAAUAUAUGAUCUAUACAUCAGGAAAAUCAACUAAAGGUUUUCACCUACAAGAUGCCUUUUUAUACUGUGUAUUCCUCGCAGCUCUUUAAAGGAGAAAAUACUAUGAGAAUUAAACUCUUCUGGUUUAGCAGGACACCUUGGGCGAGAUAAGACCUUAGAGUCAAUUGAGGAGCCAUAUUUCUGGCCUAAGCCAAAGAAAGAUGUAGAAAAUUUGUUCAUAAAUUUUCUACAUUUUCUACAUCAAUUACAGACCACACAUAUGAGGUCAGGCAAAGAACCUGUAUGCUAAAUGGGAGAAAAUUAAAAAACUCUUGAAAUCUCAGUUUCUUCCUCCAGAUUAUGAACAAAUUUUAUAUCAACAAUAUCAAAACUGUAGAUAAGGGAAUAGAUCAGUUGCAGAUUAUGCUGAAAAAUUGAAUCGUUUAUCUUCUCGAAUAGACUUGACAGAAUCUGAGUCAGAUUAUGAUUUCAAGAUUUACAGUCAUUUUUCAAGCUUAGUGACAUUGUAAUAUGCCUACAGAGCGUGCGGAAGCCUUAUUAGAGAAAGGAAAAACCAGAAUUCUAAAUUUAAGAAGUCAGAAUUCAACUCUUCAGUUAGAAAGAGGAAGAUGUACUGUUUUUUCUUCUACACCACAUAAUGGAGGACUGAAUCAAAGUUCUGUCAGAACAAGUGGAGCAAACCCCUCUGCCGAUGCCUCUACUAACAAGAAUCCUUUACUCCUAAUGUCAUUCCUAAAUGCUACAGGUGUGGAGAAAGUGGACACAAAUCAAAUAUCUGUCCUAAACGUGGCACAGUAAACCUUGCAAAUUCAAUUGAAGGGGAAACAGAACAAGCAUAACCAGAAAUUUCAGGCUAGGUAGAAGAAAAUUUUAAUUAAUUUGAUACCUGAAAUGCACUGUCACAUUCACUUGUAGUCAGGAGAUUGGUGGAUGUCACCAUAAUAUUUUCAGAACAUGGUGUGCUAUGAAUUCUAAGGUAUGUGAUAUAAUCAUUGAAAGUGACAGUAGUGAGAGCAUUGUCUCUUCUGUGAUAUAAUCAUUAAAAAAUUAAGUUUGCAAAUAAGCCCAACAACGUCAUCCAUAUCGAAUUGGUUGCAUCAAGAAGGAAACAGAAACUAAAUUUUUCACAAACCUGUGUAAUCAAAUUUUCAAUUGGCAAAACAUAUUCUGAUAAAGUACAAUUUGAUGUUGUUGACAUUGAUCCUUGCCACAUGAAAUUAAACAGGCCAUGGCAGUUUGACGCUACACACCGUGGCAAGGAAUCACUCACUUUGCAAUCAAGCGACGCCCACACCAGUAGAGUUGAUCACAACUCGUUCAAGCCAUUCCCUCCUUAGUUUCUGCUGAGACAAGUUCUUCCUUUGGUCAAGCAUUUGAUUUGUGACCUUAUUCAUUAGAUCCGUAACAUUUUAGAAUAGAUCCACUUGAUUUGAUACAUAGAGAUUCCUUUGAGAGGAACUUCAGCCACCAGGAAUAGAUCCACUUGGUCUUGGCACAGAAGAUCAUGAAGCAUGAAGGUAAAAAAGGAUGAACCUUUCCAGCAUCAUAAUACUUUCAGAGCAAAAUGCACUGUUGAUGGAAAGAUUUAAGAUGUGAUUAUUGAUUCUGACAGUAGUGAAAAUCUUAGUCCUUUGAGCAAACCAAAAUUGGGGCUAAAAACUGAAAAACAUCCGCAUCAUUUAGAAUUGGGUGAAGAUAAAUUUCAAAGGGAAAAGUUUAUUUUGACGAAAUGAGCUAUCAUGUUGUUGUGACGACUGCCUGUCAUCUAAAUUUCAUUUAGAUGCAACUUUACUGGGCAAAAAUAGUCAUUAUAUUUUUUUUACAAAAAUAGUGAAAAGUUUUUUUACGCCCACUAAAAAAAUAAAUUAUUCAGCACAGUUAAUGAAAAAAGAGUAAGAAAUAACGAUUUACAAAAGAGGAACUUUGUAAUACAUGAAAAGAAAUUUUUUGAAUUAUUUAUGCUGGUUUAAAACGAGAAUGAUUCUUGGAGAGGGUUUGCAACAUUUACCAGAUUAUAGAAUGAUCCCUGAAGAUUUUGCAUGAGCAACUUAGAAAGUGGUUACAGAAACGAUUAAUUCGUGAGAGUUGUUCCAUUCAUUACCUGGACGAAUGAUGCAACGCAAACCCUGAAGCCCACUACUGAAGAACCUGGAGGCCAGUAUUGAUGCACCCUAGAGCCUAUUACUGUUGCAACUUGAAGCCCAUUGUAUUUUUCUUAUUUUUCAGAUUUCAAUUCAAUCCAAAUUUCAUCUGAUAUUCAAAUUUCUGAGAAAAACUUGUGUUAAAUUAAGAUUUAUUUCAAAUUGAAAUCCUUGCGCCUAAAUAAACACUCUUUAGCCUAUUUAAAGGAACCCCCUUGUAGCCCUGGAACAUAUUACCAUCUUUUGAAUACAAUUUCGUGAGUUUUUUUUCUUUUGAAGUUCCCUCCUUCUGCUGGUUGACUCCAGCAUCCCUGUGACUUAGGGGAUCUGCUCUUGAUUCUGUGGAUUCACAAUCACCCUCUUGUGGACUUAAGGGAACUGUCCUCCUCACUGUGUGGAUUCAGAGAGAAAGGACAACCAUUAGAGCACGUUUUUCGGGGAUCUUGACGUGUCUUCAACCUCCACAACAUCAAAGUUGAUCACAACGCCUUCAAACCAUUGCCUCUUAGUGUUCUGCUGCGUCAAGUGGUAUGAGAGCUAGGUUAGUGUUCCGGAUUUAGAUUCACAAGAUGUCAUGAGGUAAAGGGAUUCACAUCAACCACAAUGCAAGUUCUAAGGUAUGGCUUAUUUCGAAAUUAGAUUUUAUUAAUUUCAAGAUUCAUAUGCAACAAAAACUUGAAGAUUUGAAUGAUACUUUAAAGCAAAUCUUAGCAUGAAUCUCUGCAAUUGAAUGUGUAUCUUGUGGUCAAACUGGUAAAAAAAUAAAUAAAUUCUGUAACCUGUCACAGAAAAACUUAUCCAACGAUACAACAAGCCCAAAAAGUAGAUCUGAUUGCGAUGAUUGCAGAGGUUUUUUUAAAAAAAUGAUUUCCGAAACAGUGAAAGAUCAAGAUCAAGUACAAUUCACCGGUGAAAGAUCAGAGAAAUAUCAAGUUCAAAGAUUUCUUCCACCUGAUUAUGAGCAGGUUUUAUAUGACUAA
Spirodela intermedia is the source of this 22501-nucleotide messenger RNA. Lineage: Eukaryota; Viridiplantae; Streptophyta; Magnoliopsida; Alismatales; Araceae. The record is from the annotation of a GenBank genome assembly.